This is a messenger RNA of Saccostrea cuccullata (small rock oyster), 1338 nucleotides long. Its product is annotated as dynein axonemal heavy chain 7-like. The record is from RefSeq and is a predicted model, not a curated record. Gene Ontology annotation, molecular function: dynein intermediate chain binding; dynein light intermediate chain binding; minus-end-directed microtubule motor activity. NCBI's taxonomy places the organism in Eukaryota, Metazoa, Mollusca, Bivalvia, Ostreida, Ostreidae. Gene Ontology annotation, biological process: microtubule-based movement. The coding region runs from base 1 to 1338 and encodes 445 amino acids. The transcript has 7 exons. Gene Ontology annotation, cellular component: dynein complex.
AUGAAGCCAAACUUUAUUUUAAUGCUGAUGGAUGAUCAAGAGAAUAUAGAGAAAGUAGACAUUAAUUUUAAGCCAAACUUCUCUGAUGUCUGUGAUUUCUUCUGCCUGAUCAUUGAUCACAUGAUUGUCUGCGUCAGGGAGCUGCCGCGGGUGGAACAUCUCCUGUUCCAGUCGGUGGAGGAUCUACAAAUUUCCACCAUCAGGAGCGUGACCGUCGAGGAAGAGCUGGUGGAGAUCGCUAAGGAGAGGAUCCGAGUGGUCAUCAUGGCAAACAGUCACGGGCCCAACACAUAUACAUCAGUUUAUAAUCCAUACAAGUAUCUCAUCUCAGUGGAAACAGAAAACAAGGUCAAAAAGUUCAUAAGUAAGGAGCGCCCUCUACGGGAGUACAGACAGGAAAUAGAGAAGUUGAAGAAGCUGAUCUCAGCUGUUGGAUCACUUCCUGUUGCCAUCCCCAUGCAUUUAUUUUACCUAGACUGUAACCAUAUCAACCAGUGGCUGAUUAAAAGGGCCAGGUACUUCAUUGACAUUAUGGUCACCAACAUAGCCAACAUGAGCCGGGACUUCAACAAGGGUAUAUGUAAGCAGUAUGACACGAUCGUGAAGAAGGUGGCCCAGCAGGCCGAGAAUACAGAGGAACUGGUCCAGAUGCAGAACUAUGUAGAAAAUCUGAAAGUGGGGGAAUUGCUACAGCUAAAGGACAAACAAGAAGUGGCUGGACAGAACUUGAUGUUUUUGUUGGACUACACCUAUCUAUCUACAGCUGAUAUAUCUACAAACAACACCACAUUCACCUGGGCAGAGAAAAUAGUCCCCAUCAUCAGCAGCACAGAGAAGAAGUUGUCCAAGGACCACGAGAUUUACAGUAACAAGCUGAGGGAUAAGAAGAAGAAGUUCCAGGAGGAGCUGGACUACGCUGAGAAGCAGGUGAAGAUGUUCCAGAACAAGAGCAACAUGAACGAGGCCGAGAACUUCAUACAGGAACUGGAGGACAUCGCCAGGAAACUGGAACUGUUCCAGGAAGAGAAAGUAAAGAUAAACCGCGAGGAGAUGUUGCUGGGACAGGAAGUGAUGUCACAAUACGGACAGAUCCAGGCCAUGGCCACCGCGCGAGAACCGUACGAGAAACUGUGGAGGACGGCCGUCACCUUCCACAAGGAGCACGACAACUGGAUGAACGGACCGCUACUCAAGGUCAACGCAGAGGUCGUGGAUGAAGAGGUCAGUGAUAUAUACGGUCAAAUGGAAAAUCUUUCAUUAUGUCGUCAGAAAUCCACGGUCAGUCUGGCUUCUCUUCCCUUGGAUGGAAAGAGAAGACUGACUAUGGGUUUCCGAUGA